AGUCGCUGGGAGCUGUGGCUAAGAGGCGGGCGGAACCGGCGAUGGCGGAGAAGUUUGACCACCUGGAGGAGCAUCUGGAGAAGUUCGUGGAGAACAUUCGGCAGCUCGGCAUCAUCGUCAGCGACUUCCAGCCCAGCAGCCAGGCGGGGCUGAGCCAGAAGCUGAACUUUAUUGUUACGGGCUUACAGGACAUAGAUAAAUGCAGACAGCAGCUGCACGAUAUCACGGUGCCUCUGGAAGUUUUUGAAUACAUUGAUCAAGGUCGGAAUCCCCAGCUCUAUACCAAAGAAUGCCUGGAGAGGGCUCUAGCUAAGAACGAGCAAGUCAAGGGCAAGAUCGACACAAUGAAGAAAUUUAAAAGCCUACUGAUUCAGGAACUUUCUAAAGUGUUUCCAGAAGACAUGGCCAAGUAUCGGAGCAUCCGGGGGGAAGAUCACCCUCCGUCCUAAGUGGGGAUCGAUCCUACGUCCGUGUGACAACAAAACUGACCCAGUGGGAAGCCGUGCCUGCCACUGCUGCCUUCCAGCCACAGGGACUGGCCUUGCCCCUACCUCCUGUUUCCAUCAUUUGACCUGCUGUCCCUGCAGCUCUCAGUCCCUCGGUGACCCCUUUUUUCUGCAGGGGAACAGGCAGGAAGACAGCUGUGCCGAGAUGUGAAAUGUGAUUGGGAUUCUACUUGACAUUUUCUUUGUAUGUAUGCUGUUCUGUUACACUAUCCAUGGGAGAAAACUCGGGUUUAUAUUUACAGUUUCAGAUGUUGUGCAUAAGAACAUAACUGUUUUCAUGGGUUUCAACUAGACAUAAUAAAGUCUAAAGUUUUACACUG
Messenger RNA from Mus pahari (shrew mouse), 826 nucleotides. It is a transcript of the gene Med10, whose product is annotated as mediator complex subunit 10. The transcript has 4 exons. Gene Ontology annotation, cellular component: mediator complex; chromatin. Gene Ontology annotation, biological process: positive regulation of transcription by RNA polymerase II. Gene Ontology annotation, molecular function: transcription coregulator activity. Lineage: Eukaryota; Metazoa; Chordata; Mammalia; Rodentia; Muridae. Bases 42 to 449 code for a protein of 135 amino acids. The record is from RefSeq and is a predicted model, not a curated record.